Molecule: messenger RNA, 1304 nt
Organism: Thlaspi arvense
Lineage: Eukaryota; Viridiplantae; Streptophyta; Magnoliopsida; Brassicales; Brassicaceae
Source: the annotation of a GenBank genome assembly
AUGAUUUCAGAAGCGAGGAGUUUCGUAGCGGAAGAAGAGAGUGAUGGUGAUAUGGAGGAAACCGAAGAACCGAAACCCAAAGUGGAGGAAGAAGAAGAGGAGGAAGCGAUUGAUGAAUCUGAUGUAGAGCUUGAAGGAGACACUGUUGAACCUGACAAUGAUCUUCCUCAAAAGAUAAUAAGAUCGAAAACCUCAGCUUUCGAUUUUACUAGCAUCUCUCGGAUUAUUCCCUUGGUGUUGACACAGAUGGGGAUGCAUCAGUGGAGGUGACUGAUGAGAACCACGAAGAUGCUCAAGAAGCUCUCUGAAGGAAAGUUUGAUGAAGCCAUUGAGCAUCUAACUCAGUCAAUAACGUUGAACCCGACAUCAGCCAUUUUGUAUGGAAACAGAGACUGUGAGAAAAAAGAGUAAAACAAAACGAGCAAGUUAGCCAUCAGAUCUAAAACAGAAAAAUUUGAAACAUCGAGAGCCUUUUUACUAACAGUUUAGCGAUAGAAAGUAAUAUCUAUAUGUAUUAUUCCGUUUGUCUUGUGAAUCUAGAUACAUAUUAUUCUGUUUUCUUUCUAACAUUUUUAAGUAAACAAGCAUAUUCGAUUCAUGUGUGCCUAUUUUCUUGAUGACUGUUUCUUUCAAUAAAUAUAUUUGUUUGGCUGUUUUUCUCUAGGGAUAUGAGUGUCGUUGAUCUACAAGGAUAUAUCUUUGCAAAAAGAGGAGUUAUGAGCCCUCGGUUAAUAGCCUUGGCAUCUGCUACAAAUAAUGAUUUGUGUUUCGAUUAAAUUAAACUAGCGGAUGGAGUAUAAAAAUCAGGAAAAAGAUAAGAAUAAGAUGAAAGAUGUGCAUGAGAAGAAAAGUGCAGAAGGGUCAGUGACAGAAGUGACUUCGCCUGAAGAUGCAAAGAUAUUCAGCCAAAAAUCACAUCUGAUUCUUUCUUUCCAAAGUACAAUCCAAAUCUCUAUUUUCUUCCUGCAUAAGUUACAUGUUUUAAUUUUUAUAAUGCAUGUCAUAAUCUGAAAUUGUAUUUUCAUGUUCUUGCUCUGUUAUAAUAGCCAUUGUUAUAUGAAGCAUGUAAUGCAUAUUUGUAGAAAUGCUCACAGAGUAGCUAUGGAUUCUUGAGAAUAAUGUGAUACAACAAUUUGGUACUUCUUCAUACUAUCAUAUUUAAAGAGUACAGCCCUAUUCAAAGAGUUAAUUGGGGUAUUAGUCAUUUUAAAGUCCCUCUUUGUUUGUUUAUUGCGUUUUGGCUACUGUUAUUUUUUUGUUUUUAGCAUUCUGUAUGGUUUAACUAUAUUUCAAAUAAAUAAAAU